Molecule: messenger RNA, 768 nt
Organism: Vavraia culicis subsp. floridensis
Lineage: Eukaryota; Fungi; Microsporidia; Pleistophoridae
Exons: 1
Coding region: 1-768 (255 amino acids)
Source: RefSeq, a predicted model, not a curated record
AUGAGAAAAAAUCGCAUCUUCGCCAAGUCGUUGGUGCUGUCGAUCGUGCCGUGCAUUAUCAUUGCCAUUUUUGUGAACAGAAUAGGAGAUUUGUCAUUUGUGCCGUUUGGUGGCGGCAUUUUGUCACUCACCCGAACACUGAACCUGGCUGUGGCAACGAUUGCAAUAGUUCUGUUCGGUCUGGCGGUGCAUGCAUGGAAGAUCUUCUCUGUUCCGCUGACGACCGUUUUUGCGGUUUCUUCGUUGUGCGCCGGGCUGUUCGUUCAGUGUGUCUCAACACAAAGGAGCAUCGCGUUUCUUGCAAUCGACGGCAUACACGUGUUCAUCUGCUCGUGCUUGAAUGUCCUGGACAUGUGCUUGCUGCCCGGUACGUACGCGCUCGUUGAUAUCAACGGCAUUGUGCCGCACGUUCUCAGGCACCGAAACAGCAUCUCGGGGAAGAGCGUGAGACUGUGUGUCAUUACGAAUGUGCUGACGCUUUUUGUGGUUGUAACGUUUGUGAGGCGGCUGUGGGUGCUCAGGCACCUGUUGUAUCUAUCGGUUUGUUCGUACCUUUUCUACCUGUGUGUCAAUUUGGUACAAAAAAUUUUUGAGUACAAUUUCACGCUCGUCUGUGUGGGCGAGAAGAGAAAGGAAUUGGCAGAUGUGAACAGGGGAGAGAACAUGCCGAGUAAUACACGAUUCUUCAAGGAUAUCGGGAUGAAUGAAGGCUAUACUGGCAAAAUAAAUGAUAAUUUGGUGGAUCGAUCGGUACGAGGCACAGCAUGA